UUAUAGCCGCAGGUUAUCUUUUCCCUUCUCCGGCUGUUCGUUGCUCGCCUCCUUCGACGACGCUCAUCCCUGUCGGAUCCGAAGUCAGUCCUUGCUGUUCUUCUUUAGGAUCGGAAGUAACAACGGGAGCUUCGCAAUUAGCCAUAUUUCUUCCUUUCGCGCGCUUCUUUGGCCAAAUCCGCCGAACUCCCGCAUUUUGUAAAUCAGGGAUUUACGACAAAAAAGAGGGAAACGGAGGAUUUAACUGGCUGUGAGAUUUAACAGUUCCCUAAAUCCUGUUUGGCAGGCUCAAAUCCUACAUUAAUCCUGUAUCCAAACAGCAUUUUUUUCGCCUGUUGGCAUCUCUUUCAACGCCCAUGGUGUCCUCGUCCUCCCCAAAGCUUUUAUUUCGGCGGUUGCUAGCUGGGAGGUCUCUCCCUUCUAUGGUUCCACGUUCUCUCUCCUCUACCUCGUCUUUUUUCUUCUCAUCUCCAGUUCUUCCUUCUGCCACGGCUUUCUAUUGCAUCCGAAGAGCUGACCUCUUGUUAUGUGAGUUCCCCAGCGUUUCUAGUAGGUUAGCUUUCUUCUGCUCGCAUCCUUCUCAGAUUGAUGAGGAAGCAGGCCCGGCCGCUAUUGAUUACCAAAUGCUCGUGUCAGAAGAUGAGUUUCACAGGGUAGCGGAUUCGACUUUAUAUAAUCUGCAGGAAAAGUUUGAAGAAUAUGGUGAUUCAAUCCAGAGUGAUGGUUUUGACAUUGACUUUGGGAAUCAGGUUUUGACACUGAAGCUUGGUAACUUGGGCACCUAUGUGAUUAACAAGCAAACACCAAAUAGGCAAAUUUGGUUAUCUUCACCUGUGAGCGGGCCAUCUCGAUUUGAUUGGGACCAGACACAUAAAGCCUGGGUGUAUCGACGGACAAAAGCAAACUUAUUGAGUCUUCUUGAGGAUGAAGUUGAAUCACUCUGUGGUAAGCCAAUCACUCUUUCCUGAACCAAACCAAAAUUGAAAUCCUCCAUUGUCCUGGUAAAGAAAAAGAUCCUUAUAUUUGUAGAACAACUGAGCAGUGAGCUUUAUAAAAAUACCCUUGCAGUUAUGUAGUUUUUCAAUUUUGUAAAUUAAAAGAAAAAUAUAGAGUUCAUAAGUUCCAAAUGCAGAUAUGCAAUCCAGUUUUGUAAUACUAUUGAUCUCAACAGCCUUAGAAUAUCCUAAUUUUGUUUUUUGUGAGAAUAUGACAAAUGGUUUUGCUCA
Molecule: messenger RNA, 1226 nt
Organism: Dendrobium catenatum
Lineage: Eukaryota; Viridiplantae; Streptophyta; Magnoliopsida; Asparagales; Orchidaceae
Product: frataxin, mitochondrial
Exons: 5
Coding region: 357-968 (203 amino acids)
Biological process (GO): intracellular iron ion homeostasis; iron incorporation into metallo-sulfur cluster
Cellular component (GO): mitochondrion
Molecular function (GO): ferrous iron binding; ferroxidase activity; iron chaperone activity
Source: RefSeq, a predicted model, not a curated record